Ustilago hordei is the source of this 777-nucleotide messenger RNA. RefSeq lists its product as uncharacterized. NCBI's taxonomy places the organism in Eukaryota, Fungi, Basidiomycota, Ustilaginomycetes, Ustilaginales, Ustilaginaceae. The coding region runs from base 1 to 777 and encodes 258 amino acids. The record is from RefSeq and is a predicted model, not a curated record. The transcript has 4 exons.
AUGGCUCGUCUCACGGAGAUACAAGACGGUUCCGACAGCGACGAUGCGCACCGUUCCGCAUCUUCCUCUAAACAGGCUUCACGAGCAGGUCUGACGCAAGACGAGCAAGAGCAGAUCCUCCACAAAUCUGGCCUCAUCGAGAAGCUGGGUCUGCCCAAAGACUUUGUCACGAUGGAAGACUCCCAAGCUCAACUUGAUGCACUCAGAAAAAGGAAGUCCAAAGCACAGCGAAAGGAGGCAGGCAACGUCGAAGAGGAAGAUGAUUCGGAUGACGACUAUGGCAUUGCAUCAGAUCACGAGUUUGAUGGAGACGAUACAGCGAACCGAUUGCUGGAGGAGCAGUCAGCGACCGAGAUGAGCCCAAAAGUGGAGAGCAUGCUGGAUCUGGUGAUCUGGACUAUGCCGUUUGGAUUCAUGUACACGCUGCUGGAUGUGCUGGUGCGACAGCAGUACGGUGAGACAGUGGGGUUGCACGAUGAGUUGAUACGUUUGGUUAGGGCUCUUCCUGUGCUCGCAUUCUUUAUUCACUACAACCUCACAACCAAGCAGCAAGCAGCGAUACAGUGGCUUCUCUUCUUGAUCUGCUUAGCAUGCGGUUGCUCGCUCAUCUACAUUGUCAACAAGUCAUCGUACGACGUGGUCGUGCAGCGAGUCGCACCACUAGGCACGCUUUGGAUCUUCUCUGUUGUGCGUCUCGAUCUGAUACCCGCGUGCAUCAGUCUGGCACUCACUGCGAUGUUUGUCAAGCAGGCAGAGCUCAAGAUCAUGUUCGAUUAG